AUGGAUGAGCCAGUUGGGGAAGCGAGGGGCAGCCUAGUAUGCCGAGCUAUCCGUCCACGAUUUAAAGGUCAACGGUCACCAUGGUUGUCUAACACAGCAUACUUGCAAAGUGUGGUACUCGGUCAAGCUGCAGAGGCUUCAUGGAAGAUGUUGUACCUGGUACUCGCUUUCUCCGUUCCGGUCUACCUUAUAGCCCUCACAUGCUACAAUCUCUUUUUCCAUCCUCUCCGCAGCUUCCCCGGACCACCACUUGCAAAAGUCUCCAAACUAUGGAGCAGGAUUGGGAAUCGGACUGGCCGAAAGUCUGACCGAAUUCACGAAGCUCAUCUCAAGUAUGGACCGGUAGUGCGAAUUGGGCCGAACGAGUUGUCGUUCGCUGAACCUGCCGCUGCACGAGCUAUUUACACAUCGUCUGCAUUGGUCAAAGAGGAAACUUUCUACCGGGCCAAGACUGUGUUUCAUGAGAACCAUCUUUUCUCCACUCGGGAUGUGCAGGCGCAUCGGCAGCGACGGAAGCUUUUCGCGCGGGGAUAUUCGCAGGCAGCCAUGCUAGAGUUCGAGCCCCAUAUCUCCAACAAAAUCGAUAUGGUUCUCAAACAAUGGAAGGCACGGUUAGCUGAUGGUGCUAUUGAUGUUUACCCCUGGCUCCAUUGGCUUGCCUUUGAUGUGGUGUACCACCUGAUGUUCGAUGAGGAUCCAGGCCAAGUUACCUCGGGAAGAAGCCAUGAGGUAAUGGCCUAUCUUCAGGCUUGGAAGCCGACCUAUAUCUACAAAGAGUUCCUCCCGCAAUUAGACCGAUGGGGAGUAUAUGUUCCAGGGUAUGUGGGAGACUACUUUAGAAAGGUCCAAGCCUGGAAGAACUAUUCGGUCAAUUUGAUUAAAAGGAGUCGUGAAAGGGGCACUAAGACUCCGUUUCUACGAGCGGCACUGAAUGGUGACGAGGAUGCCUAUCUCGGAAGACCCUUGACCAACUCGGAGUUGGCAGAGGAAUGCAUGGGCGGGAUGUUCGCAGGAAGCGGCACCACCGCUAAUACGUUCACAUUUCUUCUCUGGGCAUGUCUGCGUAAGCCAGAUGUUGUGGCCCGGCUCAAGGCGGAAUUGAAAGAAGCGUUCCCAGAUCCUUCCAUUGUGCCAGACCAUCGGACGUGCUCCGCCCUUCCCUAUCUUCAAGCGGUUAUUUCAGAGACAUUCCGUCGCUAUCCCGCUGCUAUUGCCAUCCUACCUCGCACCGCAGUUAAGGACACAAUUAUUGCAGGUGUGCCAAUUUCCAAAGGGGUCAGUUACACCUAUUAUCAAAUUUCACAUCACAAUGCUUACAGAAAGCAGACAGUUGUGGGCGCACAAAAUCGGACAAUUCAUUUCGACGAGAAGGCUUUCCCUGACGCUCAAGAAUUUCGACCCGAGCGCUGGCUAGAGAUGGAGAAUGAGGCGUUGCAGAAGGAGGCUUUGGCGCCAUUUUCCAUGGGCCCCAGAAAAUGCAUAGGUCUCAACUUGGCUCAAAUGGAGCUCAAUAAAUUAGUUGCAGCUUUCUUCCUUCGAUUCGAUGGGGCGGUCGAUAGUAGCAUGACCGAGGAGGAUAUGCGUCUCUAUGAUACCUUCACUGCUUCACCCGCUGGAGGAAGGCUAUUGGUUCGCUUGCAUGGUUCGGUCUAG
Messenger RNA from Aspergillus luchuensis, 1653 nucleotides. RefSeq lists its product as uncharacterized. The coding region runs from base 1 to 1653 and encodes 550 amino acids. Gene Ontology annotation, molecular function: monooxygenase activity; heme binding; oxidoreductase activity, acting on paired donors, with incorporation or reduction of molecular oxygen. NCBI's taxonomy places the organism in Eukaryota, Fungi, Ascomycota, Eurotiomycetes, Eurotiales, Aspergillaceae. The transcript has 9 exons. The record is from RefSeq and is a predicted model, not a curated record.